ACUGGCAUGGACUGAAACUAUUAAACUCAGUGGAAGAGUACUGAGUCAAUCACUGUGUGGACUGAUCCUGAGGUGUAUAUAUGUAUGCAGCCAUGGCCAUGAGUAUUGGUGGUGCAGUACUGAUGAUGCUGAUAGCUACUGGAGCAAUGGUCUCUGGACAGCAAAUUUGGUUCACCCUGGGAUCAACCACCAUCACUACUAACAAUACUGAGAUCCUCAUCACUGACAUUGGAGAGGGUGCUGGUCUCCCUUCUCUCUUCUGUCGUACUAUCUUCACUAACUGCUGUAGAAAUGUUGCUGAGAACGGUGGUAUGGGAGCACUAGGACAGUGGACCUUUCCUGAUGGAAGUGUGGUACUGAGGAAUGGUGCCUCAGGGGAUGCUGGAGAUCAGUUCUACAUAAACAGGAAUGCACCUCAGCUCAUCAGACUAAACCGUAGACAGAAUGUCAACCCCCUCACUCCAACCGGGUCCUACUGUUGUACUGUACCAACUACUGGAGGAGUAGAGAUGACCCUCUGUGCUAACCUGGUUCUGUGCCCCUCCCUCACACUGACGGAUGGAGUGAUCUCCUACUCUGACCCAACACUGGGUAGGGACACUGUGGCCACUCACACCUGUGAGGCUGGGUCUGCCCUCACCACUGACCUCACUACCAGGACCUGUGGAGUGACUGGUGACUGGUCCGGGUCACCUCUGGUGUGUGCAGGGACUGCCUGUCCAGACCUCACUGAUCUACACAAUGGAGUGAUCAGCUACAACACUGUAUCAGUUAAUGGCUACAGACGAGUUACUGCUGUGGCCACUCACACCUGUGACACUGGCUUCACACUAACUAAUGGUACCUCAGUGAGGACAUGUACUGCUGGUGCUUGGGAUGGCAGUGAACCAACUUGUACAACUGUAAACUGUGGAGCCCCUCCCACUAUUUCUGACGGCAGUAGGACACUGGCUGGUACAACAUUUGGAGAGAUGGCCACCUACACCUGCACCACUAGUGGGUUCAGUAUCUCUGGAUCAGCCACCAUAACUUGUCAGGCUAAUGGGAGCUGGGAACCUGAGCCAGCCUGUACUAUGGAUCCCAUUGAUUGUGGGACACCUCCCCCUGUCUCUAAUGGCUCUCCUGGAGCACCCUCACCUGACACAAUGCUCAAUGGAGUGGUGACCUACACCUGUGUCACUGGGUACGAGGUCUCCACUGGAGCCACCACAGCACAGGCUACCUGUGUGGCUAGUGGAGUGUGGGAGACUGUGCCAACUUGUUCACCUGUGAACUGUGGAGCCCCUCCCACUAUUUCUGACGGCAGUAGGUCACUAGCUGGUACAACAUUUGGAGAGAUGGCCACCUACACCUGCACCACUAGUGGGUUCAGUAUCUCUGGAUCAGCCACCAUAACUUGUCAGGCUAAUGGGAGCUGGGAACCUGAGCCAGCCUGUACUAUGGAUCCCAUUGAUUGUGGGACACCUCCCUCUGUCUCUAAUGGCUCUCCUGGAGCACCCUCACCUGACACAAUGCUCAAUGGAAUGGUGACCUACACCUGUGACACUGGGUACGAGGUCUCCACUGGAGUCACCACAGCAAUGGCUACCUGUAUGGCUAGUGGAGUGUGGGAGACUGUACCAACUUGUUCACUUGUUGACUGUGGAGCCCCUCCCACUAUUUCUGACGGCAGUAGGACAAUAGCUGGUACAACAUUUGGAGAGAUGGCCACCUACACCUGCACCACUAGUGGGUUCAGUAUCUCUGGAUCAGCCACCAUAACUUGUCAGGCUAAUGGGAGCUGGGAACCUGAGCCAGCCUGUACUAUGGAUUCCAUUGAUUGUGGGACACCUCCCUCUGUCUCUAAUGGCUCUCCUGGAGCACCCUCACCUGACACAAUGCUCAAUGGAAUGGUGACCUACACCUGUGACACUGGGUACGAGGUCUCCACUGGAGUCACCACAGCAAUGGCUACCUGUAUGGCUAGUGGGACCUGGGGACCUCUACCAACUUGUUCACGUGUCUCAUGUGGUGUCCCUCCUCCUGGUACCAAUGCAUCUCCUGGAACACCCACCAGCACAGUGUACCAAGGGACAAUGACCUACACCUGUGACACUGGAUACCAGGUCUCCAAUGGAAUCACCACAGCAACGGCUACCUGUGUGGCUAAUAGGAUGUGGGAGCCUGUACCAACUUGUUCACCUGUGGAUUGUGGGGCACCUCCACCUGUCACCAAUGCAUCUCCUGGAGCACCAACCAGCACAAUUCUCGGAGGGACACUCCUCUACACCUGUGUCAGUGGGUACGAGGUCUCCACUGGAGUCACCACAGCAAUGGCUACCUGUAUGGCUAGUGGGACCUGGGGAUCUCUACCAAAUUGCUCACCUGUGAACUGUGGAGCCCCUUCCACUAUUUCUGAUGGCAGUAGGUCACUAGCUGGUACAACAUUUGGAGAGAUGGCCACCUACACCUGCACCACUAGUGGGUUCAGUAUCUCUGGAUCAGCCACCAUAACUUGUCAGGCUAAUGGGAGCUGGGAACCUGAGCCAGCCUGUACUAUGGAUCCCAUUGAUUGUGGGACACCUCCCUCUGUCUCUAAUGGCUCUCCUGGAGCACCCUCACCUGACACAAUGCUUAAUGGAGUGGUGACCUACACCUGUGACACUGGGUACGAGGUCUCCACUGGAGUCACCACAGCAAUGGUUACCUGUAUGGCUAGUGGGACCUGGGGACCUCUACCAACUUGUUCACGUGUCUCAUGUGGUGUCCCUCCUCCUGGUACCAAUGCAUCUCCUGGAACACCCACCAGCACAGUGUACCAAGGGACAGUGACCUACACCUGUGACACUGGAUACCAGGUCUCCAAUGGAAUCACCACAGCAACGGCUACCUGUAUGGCUAAUAGGAUGUGGGAGCCUGUACCAACUUGUUCACCUGUGGAUUGUGGGGCACCUCCACCUGUCACCAAUGCAUCUCCUGGAGCACCAACCAGCACAAUUCUCGGAGGGACACUCCUCUACACCUGUGUCAGUGGGUACGAGGUCUCCACUGGAGUCACCACAGCAAUGGCUACCUGUAUGGCUAGUGGGACCUGGGGAUCUCUACCAAAUUGCUCACCUGUGAACUGUGGAGCCCCUUCCACUAUUUCUGAUGGCAGUAGGUCACUAGCUGGUACAACAUUUGGAGAGAUGGCCACCUACACCUGCACCACUAGUGGGUUCAGUAUCUCUGGAUCAGCCACCAUAACUUGUCAGGCUAAUGGGAGCUGGGAACCUGAGCCAGCCUGUACUAUGGAUCCCAUUGAUUGUGGGAUACCUCCCUCUGUCUCUAAUGGCUCUCCUGGAGCACCCUCACCUGACACAAUGCUCAAUGGAGUGGUGACCUACACCUGUGUCAGUGGGUAUGAGGUCUCCACUGGAGUCACCACAGCAAUGGUUACCUGUAUGGCUAGUGGGACCUGGGGACCUCUACCAACUUGUUCACGUGUCUCAUGUGGUGUCCCUCCUCCUGGUACCAAUGCAUCUCCUGGAACACCCACCAGCACAGUGUACCAAGGGACAUUGACCUACACCUGUGACACUGGAUACCAGGUCUCCAAUGGAAUCACCACAACAACGGCUACCUGUAUGGCUAAUAGGAUGUGGGAGCCUGUACCAACUUGUUCACCUGUGGAUUGUGGGGCACCUCCACCUGUCACCAAUGCAUCUCCUGGAGCACCAACCAGCACAAUUCUCGGAGGGACACUCCUCUACACCUGUGUCAGUGGGUAUGAGGUCUCCACUGGAGUCACCACAGCAAUGGCUACCUGUAUGGCUAGUGGGACCUGGGGAUCUCUACCAAAUUGCUCACCUGUGGAUUGUGGUGAAGCUCCCUCUGUCUCUAAUGCCUCUCCUGGAGCACCCUCACCUGACACAACUCUUGGAGGGAUGGUGACCUACACCUGUACCUCUGGUGUUUUGGUGGGAGGGGCCACUGUGACCUGUGAGGCCAGUGGAGACUGGAGCACUACACCAACCUGCUUAGAUGCCCCCCCUCCUGAGGUGUUGACUGGUGUGCCUGUGAGGGAGGAGCGUUGUGGACAAGUGUCUUCCAUCACCUGUACUGCAUCUGUCAUUGAUAACUUUGUAGCCACACCCACCUUCGUGUGGAGGGGGCCGGGUGAAGACAUUGUGGACUCUGACAACAUUCUCAACUUGACCUCUAUGAUGACUGGAGGAGAGUACACUUGUAUGGCUUGUGUGAAUGUGCCACAAGUCAAUAUCAUCAAUCUCUGUACCAACUCAACCAUCACCAUACAGGACACCACCCCCCAGCCAGUGAGUGAUGUGAUGUGUUCCUCCCUCUCUCCCUCCACUCUGAGUGUGAGCUGGUCCCCUCCAACUAACCCUGUCCUCAGUUAUCAGGUGGAGGUCAAAGAAUACAGUAAAGUGGCUGUAGGGAACAUAGUCAGUCUCUCCACUCCAUUUGACAGUGAGAACGUUAUCACCACGACCACUGUGGAGGGUCUAGUUCCCUCUACCCGGUACCUGGUCAGUGUUGAGGCAGUGAGUGGUGUCGGCUGUAGUGCUGUCACUGAGAUAGACUGCUACACUGAGCAAACACAACCCCCAGUGAUUACCGGGGUAACUGCAGACAGGCUUAAUGGGACUUCCAUGAAUGUCAGCUGGACUUCACUCAACAAAGCUCAGUCCAAUGGCUUCAUUCAGAGUUACAUAGUGACAUACUCUGUUGCCACGGCAACACCCAAUCGUAAGAGACAAGGCCCUCAACAAGUGACGGUAUCCAGUGACAAGAGCAGCACUAUCAUUGGAGGACUGGACCCGGGGUCAGAGUACAGUGUUGGUGUGAGCGCUAGUGGAGCAGGGGGAACUUCAGAUUCCUCUCCUCUGAUGGUGUCCCCCACCAUCUCCCCCAUAACCUCUGUGUUGUUCCAGCUCAGGCUUACCAACAUCCCCAGCUGUCCUGACUGGGUGGACCAGAAUGGGAGGAUAGAAGCUGUCACUGAAGCACUGGUGUCUGAGAUCCAGGGUGUUUGUCAGUGUUCCUUUGCUCUUAGUGAUAUCCAAGAGCCAUCCUUCCAAUGCUUCCCAGAGUCAAACCAAGCUGUAACGUUCCGUGCCAUCACUACCUCCACCUUCAUUGGUGACAUAUCACGCUGGAUUGCUGACGAUGGUUUACUGAGAGUACAGAGGGUUUUUAUACGAGUGGAUAAAACAUGUCAGGUGGAGAUAUCGAGCUUUGAGGACACCGAGUGUAACACUAUACCUGUGGGUAGUGAGUCAUCAGCUGCAGUGAUUGGUGGAGUGGUGGGAGGAGUGGUCAUUGUCCUUAUCAUUGCUGUUACCAUUACAGUCAUAGUGAUUGCUGUGCUGGUGUUUAAGAGCAGGAGAGAGAAACUGACUGUCCACAGAACAACAAAACGUGCUCUACCCCCCGUGUCCCUAAAGGGUGUGGUCAGUACUGGUGAGAUAAAACCAUACGAGAUAAUAGAAAUGGGUGAUCAUGAAUAUGAGGAAGUAUCCAAGUUCCAGAAACCAAGUGGUGGAGAGUAUGAGAUGGUGGGAGGCCCAUCAGCUGGCUAUGAGAACAGGGCUGCUAUAAUGGCCACCAAACAAAUAUCACCGCCCCCUCCGCCCCCUCCACAACCCUCACAACCCUCACAACAGGAGACAGUGGAUGCUGGGGGUGACUUUGAGGUCACUGAGUGCAUUGCCUACAGCACGACCACCCAUGGCCCCCCUCCCCCCAGCACUACCAGUGGAGACCCACUGUAUGCUAACUGACACUAAUGGACUUUAUCACCAACUCAUUCAUACACUCCCAACAUGAUUGUAGAAUUUUUCAGUUUUUUGUGGAUACAAAUUUUCUUUUAGUUUAUAGAUAGCAUUUGCAUAGCAAUUGUUUCACCUCUCAUUUUGUAAGUGAUCAAAUGAUCACUGAUGACUUAUAGCAAAUAUGUCAUGAUCAAUGCAGUAUAAUUAUUG
Halichondria panicea is the source of this 5963-nucleotide messenger RNA. RefSeq names its product sushi, von Willebrand factor type A, EGF and pentraxin domain-containing protein 1-like. NCBI's taxonomy places the organism in Eukaryota, Metazoa, Porifera, Demospongiae, Suberitida, Halichondriidae. Gene Ontology annotation, molecular function: protein binding. The transcript is spliced from 27 exons. The coding region runs from base 81 to 5762 and encodes 1893 amino acids. The record is from RefSeq and is a predicted model, not a curated record.